AUGGUAAAGGUGGUCAUCGGCAACGUCGAUUCCCCUCACAUAAAGACGAUCCACGAGAACCUUCUGUGCAAGACCUCAUGGUUUUUCAAGGGCGCGCUCCGAAGCCUCUUCGCGGAAGGCCAGACAAAAGUGGUCAAACUACCCAACGAGGAUCCCGAGGUGUUCGACGGAUUUUGUGACUGGCUGUACGGCAAACACCCCGGUAUGGUGAGCAGCAAGAUUCGAAGAGCUCGCGAGAACAGCAAGAACUGGCAAAAGGGAUGGUUUGAAAAAAGCCGUCACAAAUACUGGUUCGAGGUGUUCGUGAUGGCGGAUCGCCUUAUGGUGCCCGCAUUGCAACUCUUUGCCUGGCGAGAGAUCGAGCGGAUCUUUAAUGCCAUAACAGCCGUCAAACCACACCUCGAUUUCAUUCACGCCAUGCUGGACGAAGAGCUGCCAGAAUCAGCAAACGUCAUCCGCAUGUAUGUUCUGCACCACUGCGCCCAUUGGAGCAUAGUGUCGCCCGGAAUGAGCAACUGGCCCUUUACGUCUGCAACGGAUGACGAACCUAUGGCUAUGGCGAUGUUAUCACUACUUCGAUGGAGCCUUGUGACAUUUCCGGCUGGACGUGUGAUGAAGCAUCCUUCAAGCAAUGCCUUGUUUCCUUUCGUCAACAAUUUCGACAUCAAUCGAUUAGGAGAGCAAGCGCAGGCGUUGAUGGAGGGACCAGAAAGACAUGUUACAGCUUUGAAAAUCAUGUACCUCGAUAAAGAGUCUCCAAAGAUCAUUGGACGAGAGGAGAUGUGACAAGCAUGUUGUCAGGGAGUCCGAGACAGCGUCAUUGGCGACCUGAUCGGUGACCAGUAAGAGCGUUGUUGCCCAAUGUCAGGACAGGGAGGACUCCAUUUUUUGUGCUUUCCCACCCAAGUCACCGUGGAGACUUUGCAUGGAUGGUAUGAAU
Molecule: messenger RNA, 940 nt
Organism: Exophiala xenobiotica
Lineage: Eukaryota; Fungi; Ascomycota; Eurotiomycetes; Chaetothyriales; Herpotrichiellaceae
Exons: 2
Coding region: 1-786 (261 amino acids)
Source: RefSeq, a predicted model, not a curated record